AUGAGUUUUGCCGAACUCCUAGACAGCAUUGGCGGCAUGGGCCGCUUUCAAAUCAUCCAUGUCGCUUUGCUUGUUAUCCCUGUUUUAAUGACAGCCUGUCAUAACCUCCUGCAGAAUUUUUCUGCUGCUGUCCCAGGACACCACUGCCAGAUCCGUGUCACUGCCAACAGCACGGGUGGUACAAACGUGACUCAAAGGCUGAGCACCAAAGAUCUCUUGAGGAUCUCCAUCCCCAUGGAUGGGGACUGGGAGCCGGAGAAGUGUCGCCGGUUCAUCACCACCCAGUGGCAGCUCCUAAAUCCCAAUGCCACCGUCGCGAACAAGACAGAGAUGAAAACAGAGCCAUGCACAGAUGGGUGGACCUACGACAAGAGCAUCUUCACCAACACCAUCAUUAUGGAGUGGGACCUGGUGUGUAACCUGCGGACGCUCGGACAGAUGGCUCAGUCAAUUUACAUGGCUGGGGUGCUGGUGGGAGCGCUUGUGUUUGGAAGCUUAGCGGACAGGUUCGGGCGGAAGGCUCUCCUGAGCUGGUCUUACCUGCAGAUGGCUGUCUCGGGCACCUGCACCGCCUUCUCGCCCAAUUUCACCGCAUACUGCAUCUUCCGCUUCCUGGUCGGGAUGGCCCUUUCUGGGAUCAUCCUCAACUGUAUGUCACUGGUUGUUGAGUGGGUGCCAACCAAUGUACGGACCAUAGCCGGCACAGUGGUGGGAUACUGCGCUACCAUUGGGCAGAUUGUUCUUGCAGGCUUGGCAUAUGCCCUCCCAGACUGGCGCUGGUUACAAUUCACCGCAUCAAUGCCCUUCUUCAUCUUCUUUCUCUACUCCUGGUGGUUUGCAGAGUCCGCUCGCUGGCUGGUUCUAUCAGGAAAACCGGACCGAGCAGUGCAGGUGCUUAAGAAAGUUGCUCAGAUAAAUAGAAAAAAAGAAGAAGGAGACAAGCUUGAUACUGAGGUCUUGAAAUCCAACAUGCAGAAGGAAAUGGCCUUGGCACAAUCUUCCUACACGUUGUACAGUUUGGUCCGCACACCCAACGUACGCAGGAUAUCCUGCUGCAUAUCUAGUGUCUGGUUUGCCACCAGCUUUGCCUUCUAUGGCUUGGCCAUGGACCUGCAGCACUUCGGCUUCAACAUUUAUCUCAUCCAGGUGGCUUUUGGCUCCAUUGACAUCCCGGCCAAGCUGGGCGCUGCCAUCGGGAUGAGCUUCAUCGGCCGGCGCUUCACCCAGGCAGCUUCCGUCAUCCUGGCAGGGCUGGCGAUCCUGGCCAACAUAUUUGUGCCACGAGAGCUGAAGGCCUUACGUACAUCCCUGGCAGUGCUUGGAAAAGGAUGCUUAGCCUCUUCCUUUAACUGUUUGUAUCUCUACACCGGCGAGCUGUACCCAACAGUCAUCAGACAGACCGGCAUGGGGCUUGGAAGCACCAUGGCUCGCGUGGGCGGCAUAGUAGCUCCGGUGGUAAGGGUGACGGGGGAAUAUUUCCCAUACUUCCCACCAAUUAUAUAUGGGACAGCUCCUAUAAUCUCAGGCAUCGCUGCUAUAUUCCUGCCAGAGACCCUCAAUGUGCCAUUGCCUGACACCAUAGAAGAAGUGGAGAGAGGGGAAAGGGCCAGAGACCUAAAGAAUGACGAGCAAAAGGAGAAGAUUCUUCUGCAGACAAUGGGGCCGGCAAUGCUGCAGGAAGCCUGA
Molecule: messenger RNA, 1686 nt
Organism: Emys orbicularis (European pond turtle)
Lineage: Eukaryota; Metazoa; Chordata; Testudines; Emydidae
Product: solute carrier family 22 member 6-A-like
Exons: 10
Coding region: 1-1686 (561 amino acids)
Biological process (GO): transmembrane transport
Cellular component (GO): membrane
Molecular function (GO): transmembrane transporter activity
Source: RefSeq, a predicted model, not a curated record